AUGAUUUUUGUCUACUUGGAUGUGAAACCUGAAGUUCAACCGUUAUUGGAAAAGGGAGUAAUUAAAACAGUACUAAUCGAUGCAUUCGAUUCAUUAUCAAGAAGUCUGGGAAGCAAUUUGGAAACAGUCGAAACAGAUAUUUCAACAAACGCAGAUGCUGAGGAAUACACUGCUAAGCAUCGCUCAUGGUCUACGAAAUCACCGAACUGA
Gongylonema pulchrum is the source of this 210-nucleotide messenger RNA. NCBI's taxonomy places the organism in Eukaryota, Metazoa, Nematoda, Chromadorea, Rhabditida, Gongylonematidae. The record is from the annotation of a GenBank genome assembly.